AUGUCCACAUACGACUCACUCCAUCGUCAAUGUCGGACCUUGGAGUCUCUCUUCGACACCAAACUCACAGCUUAUGCCCGCCUUGCUUCUUCCAUUGCCCGCCACCAGGACGACAUCGAGGCCACUGGCUCAGGCGAGCGUUGGAAAGACCUUGAGAUAGAAUGCGAGGAACUGCUCGAGAAGUUGCAAGAACUGAACGACCAGCUCUCUGCGCUCUCAGAUGACACGGACAAUCCUCCAUCGCAGACCAUGUUGCGUGCGAUACAGAGACAUAGGGAGGUGUAUCAGGACUACGUACGGGAAUUCCGUAGGACAAAAACGAACGUGCAGGCCGCGUUGGAUCAAGCGAACCUGCUAAGCGGCGUGCGGAACGACAUCGAUGCAUACAGGUCCUCCGCGGCCGACUCGUUGCUAGCCGAGCGGGGACACAUCGACAGCUCACAUCGUAUGACGGACGAUAUCCUUGCCCAAGCAUACGAGACCCGUGCAGAGUUCUCUAGGCAAGGCUCGACCAUUUCGGGGAUCAAUGCGCGAAUGACGGGAGUGCUAACUUCCCUGCCGGGGAUGAACCACCUCAUUUCCAUGAUCAGGUCACGGCGGCGGCGAGAUGCAAUCAUCGUGGGCUGCGUUGUGGGCGUAUGUUUAAUCCUCCUGCUCAUGUACGCUUUCUAA
Molecule: messenger RNA, 672 nt
Organism: Postia placenta MAD-698-R-SB12
Lineage: Eukaryota; Fungi; Basidiomycota; Agaricomycetes; Polyporales; Adustoporiaceae
Exons: 6
Coding region: 1-672 (223 amino acids)
Biological process (GO): endoplasmic reticulum to Golgi vesicle-mediated transport; vesicle fusion
Cellular component (GO): SNARE complex; cis-Golgi network; Golgi medial cisterna
Molecular function (GO): SNAP receptor activity
Source: RefSeq, a predicted model, not a curated record